AUGAGAUAAAUUGUGACGUAUUUCAUACAAUAUAUAAAGACGGGAGACGUGAUACAGAUAUUAUUAGGAGACUCAAGUACACCUAGCAAGCAGUGUGCGGACUCGGAAAAUAAUUGAAUAAAUUAUUGCAAUAGAUAUUGGAUAUUUUCGAUCCAAAAUGUGUAAGAAAACCACAAAAGAGGUUGAGGUGGUGGAGACCGGGAAGAAGUUGUACUCAGCUUCUGUUGAAGAAGCAUUAACUAUGACAGGUUUCGGAAAAUACAACUUUGGAUUGCUGCUAGUAUGCAGUUGGACACUACAAGCUAUGGGAAUGGACAUGUUUGGUACCAGCUUCGUGAUAGCUGCAGCUCAUUGCGAUCUGGAACUGACGCUACAACAAAGAGCAUUGCUUACUGCCAUGCCAUUACUUGGUGUAGUGGCAGGAGCUCAACUAUGGGGUUACGUAUCAGAUACAAAAGGAAGAAGGCUUACGUUGGUACUGUCUAUGUCGGUAGGCUUCGUGUUUGCAGCGCUCAGCAGUCUUUCUCCAAACUGGCAGACUAUGGCGGUCCUCAAAUUGAUUUCUUCAAUUUUCACUUCAGCAAGUAAUUCUGGAGCUUACACACUGCUUGGAGAGAGCUGUUCGGAACGCGCUCGCGGCCGCGCCAUGUUGAUGUGCUCCUGCGCACUUAUGUGCUCCCAGGCAACUGUUGCAGUGAUGGCCUACCCGAUCCUACCUAUGGACUUUGCGUACCACAUCGACUUCCUUGGCGUUGUGUACCGACCAUGGCGUCUACUGGCCUUCAUUAUGGCUUUGCCUUGUGCCUUCACCGCCUGUCUGCUACAACUUUUCUACGAGAGCCCUAAGUUCCUUGCCACUCAUGGACGUUAUGAAGAGGCUUUGCAAGUCCUGAAGAACAUUUAUGCUACUAACACUGGCAAGGAUGCUGAUAGCUUCCCAGUUCAAAAACUACAAGAAGAUGCUGAAAACCAGACUGCCGAAGUCAAGGAAUCGUUCUUAAAGUCUGUGUGGCAGCAGACAGUGCCGCUGUUCAAGGCACCUUUGCUGAAGGAGACACUUAGGCUGUUCUACCUCGUCGCUGUUAUUUACAUGACUGGCAGCGGCUUCAUCCUCUGGUUGCCUUACAUCAUGAACAACUUGUUCUUCGUGCUUGAGUCUGGUGGUGGUGAGGGCAUGAACCUCUGCGCUAUCAUUGAAUACCCAUCGGCUGCUGGAUAUGCUACUGGAAACGUAACGGCCGUAGAAGUAUGUGACGACACAAUCCAGGAUACAACAUUAUUCUCCGCCAUGACUUACGGCGCUAUGGCCAGCUGUUCCAAUGUGGUCCUUUCCCUCACUUGUGGUAGUCGCAAGCGUAUGGCCAUGAUCUGCAUCCUUGCCAUGUCGGCCAUAGCCGCCAUCUUGCAAAAUGUAGUAGCUGUACCUCUAGCUGGAGGAAUCUUCUUCUUCUUCUUCCUGAUGUGCGCACUCUCCAUGGGCAUCUUGAGCGUGUACUUCGUUGAGCUUUACCCGACUUCUCUAAGAGGAAUGGUAUCCUGUCUAUCAGUGAUGCUGGGCAGGUCAAGCGCCUUCCUAGGAGUGAACGUGAUAGGUGCCCUCAUCUCGAACAGUUGUGAGGCCACUUUCUACGGCUGGUCCGCCUUAUUGUUUAGUGCAAUAGUAGUCGCAUGGUUCCUGCCCAAAGAUAAACCACUUAAAAAGUAAAGAGUAAAGAUUCAACCAUCUGACUGGAUCUACUGAAGACUGAACUAAAUCUACUCUUAGUUGUAAAUAAUGAAUGAAUGGGAAUGAACGAACGGUUAUGUAAAAUGGUACUGACUGACUGAAAACAUUUUAUUAUUAAAAUAUAGUUGUUAUGUUUAUAUUUUCUGCAAAACAAUAAUAUUUUGUAAUCGUUAGUACCAUAAAGUUUAUAGUAUAGGGUAUUAAUUAUAAUCUUUGUUAUCUGUGGCUUGUGAUUCCCGCGCUUUUAUCACAAGUUUUAUAGGUACAGGUUCAAGACUGCCAUCUUGCGGACAUUUUGAAAGUAAUAUUUUCUUUUUUUCGUAGUCCAUUUUAUUGUUGUAAUAGUAAUGUUUCUAAAUUAAUAAUGUACCUGACACGGCCAUUAUAGUCAGUAAAUAAUGUUAAGAAAAUCUUAUUAAGGUAUUGUUAGUCAUAUUUCUCAUACUUAUUAAGUUUUGAUGUAUACCUAGCACGUAUUGUAAAGUUUUGUUAAAUAAACGUAGUUUAAAAUAAA
This is a messenger RNA of Spodoptera exigua (beet armyworm), 2240 nucleotides long. The record is from the annotation of a GenBank genome assembly. NCBI's taxonomy places the organism in Eukaryota, Metazoa, Arthropoda, Insecta, Lepidoptera, Noctuidae.